Candidula unifasciata is the source of this 1464-nucleotide messenger RNA. Lineage: Eukaryota; Metazoa; Mollusca; Gastropoda; Stylommatophora; Geomitridae. The record is from the annotation of a GenBank genome assembly.
AUGAUAUUCUUCUUAAUUAGCGCAUUUUUAAUGUGCGGUGUGGAAUCAUGGCGACCAAACAGACCUAUUUCGCUGCUACCUCCACUUCGACAAGGAAAGUUGGUGCAAGCUCCCCUGGGCAACGGGUUCUCCUACACUACAUAUUUCUUUAACCAGAGGAUCGAUCACUUUGGUUUUGCAAAUGGUGGAACUUUCAAGCAGCGCUACCUGGUAUCUGACCAGUUUUGGAAUCAUAAUGGAGGGCCCAUUUUUUUCUAUACAGGAAAUGAAGGGGACAUUGAAUGGUUCACUAACAACACAGGUUUCAUGUGGGAUAUUGCACCAGAUUUCAGGGCUCUUUUGGUGUUUGCUGAGCACAGAUAUUAUGGACAGUCACUUCCAUUUGGUUCAGCAACCUACCAGAAUGUUUCAAAUCUGAACUACUUGACGUCUGAGCAAGCACUUGCAGACUUUGCCGAGCUCGUUCAGUUUAUCAAAGUCAACACACCUGGGGCAGCAAACAGUCCAGUGAUUGCUUUCGGUGGCUCGUAUGGAGGGAUGCUGGCUGCCUGGUUCAGAAUAAGAUACCCAAAUAUAAUAUAUGGCGCUUUGGCAGCCUCAGCUCCAAUCUGGCAGUUUACGGGUCUCACACCUUGCAAUGCUUUCUAUGAAACAACCAGCAACACCUGGCUUCAGACUUCUAAGAUCUGUGUGGCUAAUGUUCAGCAAUCCUACCAGACCCUGGAGAUAAUUGCAUCACAAGCCGGGGGUCUAAACUUCAUCAGCAGCACCUUCAAAUUGUGCACUCCCCUUGUGAGCACGACUGACAUUGAACCAUUUAAGGCAUUUCUUGCUGAUAUGUAUGUCAACUUUGCCAUGGUUGACUACCCGUACGCAGCAAAUUUCAUGGCCGAACUUCCAGCCUGGCCUAUUCAGGUUGCCUGCAGCUAUCUAGCUGAACCCUUGAAAGGAGAGGCCCUGUUGACAGCCCUGUCACAAGUGACCAAUCUCUACUUUAACUACACUGGUGAGACUAAAUGUGUUAACUGGACAGAUGAUGGUAGCACUGGAUCUCUGGGUUACCAGGGAUGGGAUUAUCAGUCCUGUACAGAAAUGGUGAUGCCCAUGUGCAGUAACUCCAGCGGAAUGUUCUAUGACGUGACCUGGGACUUCCAGAAGGUCAGUGACGACUGUUACAGCAGGUACAAAGUUCGUCCCCGUGAGAACUGGAUUACUCUGGAAUACUGGGGCAAGUUGCUGAACGGUGUCUCCAGAAUUAUCUUCAGUAACGGCUUGUUAGAUCCAUGGUCCAGUGGAGGGGUCUUGCAGUCCAUCUCUGACUCGGUUAUCGCUAUUCAAAUUCCGCAAGGGGCACAUCACUUGGAUCUGAGGACCCACAAUGAUAACGACACCCGAGCAGUCAGAGGCGCACGGGAACAAGAGACCAAUAUUCUUCGCAAUUGGUUGAAGUUUAAUCCGGUUUAA